AUGCAAAGUAAGGAUGUGAUCAUAUUAAGUAAGUCUACCAAUCCCUUCGAUUCUGACUGUGAAAUACCAGCAUCUCAGCUAGCACCGUCGGUAGAAAAAAAGAAGCAAAGGAAGAAGGUUGUCGACAAAACAAAGAAACGGACAAAGACCAAUGCUCUGGAUGUAAAAUCCAGCUUUAUUGGGUCCGAGACGGAGUCGGAUGUUGAUUUGUCAGCGCCAUCGACAUCAAGUAAAAAAAGGAAGCAGACGGAUUCAGAGAACGAGCUAGAACUCGGCGGUGAACCCCUCCGAGCGGCUGCGUUGCGGAGCUUCUUAUCAAGACGUAGCGGUUCCGGUUAUACACUCUAG
This is a messenger RNA of Arctia plantaginis, 348 nucleotides long. The record is from the annotation of a GenBank genome assembly. NCBI's taxonomy places the organism in Eukaryota, Metazoa, Arthropoda, Insecta, Lepidoptera, Erebidae.